AUGGCAAAGGAAGCGGAAAGAAAAGGACCCCUGUGCCAUUAUGCGGUGACCAGCCUGGCAAAGAACAACUUCAGGGUGGUCACCGUAAACAUGUACAAUCCGCACGUGAAGGAUGAAGAAGGAACACUCUACUAUGCACGUCAGCCCCCGUUCUGCAGGCGUUGUAUGGCCUACGGCCAUAUCCUGGCCUCGUGCAGCGCCAAGAAAUGUCGUUUUUGUGGGUCGGAAGAACACGAGGCCAAGGAGUGUGACGAGCCCAAGGCUUGCCACGGGUGUGGCUCAAGAGCACACCUGUGGCUAAAAGAAGAGAAAGAGGAGGGUGUAGUGUUUGGAGUGAAGAAGGAAGGAAAGGAGGAGACGGAAGGAGAGAGGUGUGAACUUCGUGGAUGCUCUGGGGAUCCUCAAAAACAUCAUGAAGCUGACGAGGCAGAGAAGAGUCUCUCCACAUCAGAACACCACAAGAAACAACAUCAGAGACCCACAGGAAAGAAACCUCACUGCUGCUCUGACUGUGGGAAACGUUUCAAAUCUUCAUCAGAAUUGAAAAAACACCAGCGAUUACACACAGGAGAGAAGCCUUAUAGCUGUAAUCAAUGUGGGAAGAGUUUUACUCAGUCAAGCCACCUGGUAUCACACAAGAGAACACACACAGGAGAGAAGCCUUAUAGCUGUGAUCAGUGUGGCAAGAGUUUUACUCAGUCAAGUAGCCUGGUAUCACACCAGAGAACACACACAGGAGAGCAGCCAUAUAGCUGUGAUCAGUGUGGCAAGGGUUUUACUCUGUCAACCAACCUGGUAUCACACCAGAGAACACACACAGGACAUCAGCCAUAUAGCUGUGAUGUAUGUGCAGACAGUUUUACUACAUCAAGCCAGCUGGUAGUACACCAGCGAGUACACACAGGAGAGAAACCUUAUAGCUGUAAUCAGUGUGGGAAGAGUUUUACUCAGUCAAACAGCCUGAAAUCACACCAGAGAACACACACGGGAGAGAAACCUUAUAGCUGUGAUCAAUGUGACAAGAGAUACUCUCAUUCAAGUAGUCUGAUUAAACAUCAGAAAAUACAUGCUGGAGAUCCACGGAGUGUGGAAUGGGUAGCAGACCUGGGUAACAGAACACAGAGUGUGGAAUGAUCUCCAACACCAGACCUAUAUACAGUUGAAGUCAUAAGUUUACAUACACCUUAGCCAAACACAUUUAAACUCAGUUUUUCACAAUUCC
Messenger RNA from Oncorhynchus mykiss (rainbow trout), 1222 nucleotides. RefSeq lists its product as uncharacterized. Gene Ontology annotation, biological process: regulation of transcription by RNA polymerase II. Lineage: Eukaryota; Metazoa; Chordata; Actinopteri; Salmoniformes; Salmonidae. Gene Ontology annotation, molecular function: DNA-binding transcription factor activity, RNA polymerase II-specific; RNA polymerase II cis-regulatory region sequence-specific DNA binding. The record is from RefSeq and is a predicted model, not a curated record.